AUGUCGUGGGAUUUAUCUACGGGAAUACGUACAUACAUCCUUGCCCCCGGCUUGCCGCUACGGCGGCGUUUAAGCGCCCGUCUUUCUCAAUCUGGCGGCCACUCGCUGUUCGCUUGUCGUCUGAAUAAGUGGGGCAUGUCGACGACCACCCCCCGGUCGCCGGCCGUCAACGGCGUGAAGCACAAAAAAAGGGAAAGGCAGGAGACAGAAGGGAAAGAGGGGAAUGGGGGUGUGGCACACAUCCGCCGGGAUGAGACCUUGCCAUCCUCUUUCUCUUUCUCUCUCUACUGUAUCCGAACGGAUACGUCUCUCACCUCACCUCACCUCACCUUCAAUGCUUUUCCUUUUCACACCUUUUUUUGGGCAGUCAUCUACAACUCCACAACACCCGAUUGCGCACCCUCGUUCAACCCUCGUUCAGUCCACCGCCCGCAACAUGGGCUCUUGUCUCUUGGUACAUACACUCCGGGCAAGGACGAGCAGCUUCCCCGGCACACACACCUCUCUACUCCCCGUCCAUUUCUCUUCUCUUUUCCUGAUGACCUCGCACCACACAAGCUUGAAGCCGCAUGCCACAGCAAUAAAAAAAGCAAAGAAAAAAGCUGCACUGCACACUGCACGCUUUCCUCAACCCGCCCGCCCGUCCGCUCGUGGUUCGCUAAGUUCCCAUGCUUGCUUGGCACCCUCUUCUCGCCUUUCGCGGCCUUUGCAGAGAACCCCCAAAAUGCGCCGCCCACCGCCUGCUGUUCGCGGACUUGUGUCACUAUCACCGCCCACGGCCCACCACCCAUCACUUAUCGGACCUUAGCUGUCAUCACAUUCCAAUCUUAUCAAGUCUCUUUUUUUCCCCAGGAUCAAGCCCAGCACCACACAGGCGUAUUCUUAGCUAUGUCUUUGACACUUCGCACCUUUAGUCUGGUCAAGGCAUGUGGAUCAAGACGAGACGAGACAAGCCAUGUGAGCGCCCUGCCCAAUCCCGUAAUGGCCGUCCUCUCAACGGCCACCCGAAUCCUUCUGGCUGGGAAACUUUCCCAAGGAAUGCAAUGGCCCGUAGAAGUCCUGCAUCGUGCGGCUUUUCUUGCCCAGCAGUUCGUUUUCCCGUAUGGCGGGGACGAGCAAAUCAGUGCUACACCCCACAUCUACACCCCCUCUCCCCAUUUCUGCCUCCUUCAUGUUGCACCCUCGGCUACCUACAGCCCACCGCGCACCUCCGAUCCCGACGAGUCUCGACUCUCAAAUGUCCACGCCACUCAGUAUGCCCAUCGGGCCUCCAUCGGAGAAAUCCCCAUCAAACCGAGACUACCAUUCCGUCCGGGGGUUUUCGACGAGGCCAAUGGCCUUGCGAGAAGCCUCUUUUACGAAAGGUCCCAAUAUGAGGCGAGAUUUCGUCUUGGAAUUGGUCCUCUUGGGUGA
This is a messenger RNA of Colletotrichum lupini, 1413 nucleotides long. RefSeq lists its product as uncharacterized. The record is from RefSeq and is a predicted model, not a curated record. The coding region runs from base 1 to 1413 and encodes 470 amino acids. Lineage: Eukaryota; Fungi; Ascomycota; Sordariomycetes; Glomerellales; Glomerellaceae. The transcript has 6 exons.